Cuscuta europaea is the source of this 3399-nucleotide messenger RNA. The record is from the annotation of a GenBank genome assembly. NCBI's taxonomy places the organism in Eukaryota, Viridiplantae, Streptophyta, Magnoliopsida, Solanales, Convolvulaceae.
GUUUGAGAACAUGUUGGUGUUCUCAAAAACGCACCUCCUCCUUCCUCCAAAUGUCAUAGCGAAGUGAAGAGCAUAGUCUGAUGAGAGUAAAAUGUAGAGAGCAAACUGUCUUAAAUAGCGAAGUGAAGAAUCCAUACGCUGGCGUUUUCGGACAAUGGGUCAGUGCAUACUAUAUACACAUAACAUAUAUGUUCUGAAUCUACUCCCUUAGCUUGCUUGUAGCUAGUUUCUCAUUAUAUGUCAUCCAUCCAAAAAGGCCAAAAGCACAGUACAGUGAAGAAUCCGUUUUGUUAGUUCGUUUGAUUUUUUGCAUGGAGGAUUCCCUGUUCUUGAAGACAGUUUUAAAUUAUACUACAUAAAGAUGGAUGGAUCAUGGAUGCAUGGGCUGAUGUUUGGUUGUGUUUGCGAUGAAAAUUGAUGGUUUUGCUGUGUUGAUUAAAAAAAAAUGAUGAUGAUGAUAUUUGGAAUGGAUUGAGGCUGAUGAUUAAUCUAUCAUCUUCUUGAGGCGAUUGUUUCAAGGACGACGGUGUCUUCAAAAUUAAAGUAGGUAGCUAGAUUUCAAGGAAGGUUAAAACUUCAUUCUCCGAACCACAAAUGGAGUCCGCAAAUGAAAUCUGGGAAUCGCAUAAGAGGUUGGGAGAGAAAGUGGAAGGGUUGGAUGCAGACGUGGUUGCUAAUGAGACAUUUGUUUCUUCUUCUUCUGCUGCUGGUGGGUCGGAGCCCAGCACCAUUUUAGGCCCCUGCUUUAAGUCCAAUUUCCCUUCGGAGCUUUCCCCAUUUUACCCUCUAGCACAAGGGGAGAAGCUCUUCUUCCACAGCUCACUGCCCCUUGAGCCACCUGAGACGGGUGGUGGGUGUGGCAAGUGCUGGCCAAGUGUGAACCGGAGCUGGACCGAUUGGGUGGAAAAGGUAGAAAGGUCCAAAGGCCGGGUCUGGAAAUCAGCUGGGAUCUAUGACGCUAUCCACCUCUCCAAAAUGGAUAUCCCCCUUGACCGGAACCUCAUUCACGCCGCCUUGUUCUUUUGGUCAGUCUCAACCAACUCCUUCCAUUUCAGGUUCGGCAUGAUGGGCCCCACGGUGCUCGACAUUGCUGCACUGACCGGCCUCAGACCGCACGGCGAGGACGUCAGCGCCAUUCUUAGUGGGCCUGAACCUCCACCCACCAUGAAAAGCAGCUGCGGCAGCGACAAAUCCGCAGUGGCGGAGGAUGAACAUGUGUCUUUUCUCGUCGAGUGGCUCUCCAAGUACCUCUUUUGCGACCCCUCAGGGGGCAGGGGCGGGGAGUUCACCAAAUUGGCCUUUGCUCUCUCGGGCGGGAGAAAGCUCGCCUUGGCGCCUCUAGUCUUGGCCAGUCUCUACGGCGUUUGUAGAGACAUUGUUGUGAACAAUUAUAAGUGUGACAGCGGCGGCCCGUUAUGGAUAUUGCAGCUCUGGAUACAGUCCUACUUUCCCGAAUUCCGCCCUCCGGUUUCGGCGAUUGUGAAUUCCCGAACGUACGGAUACCCUUUGGCCAAAAGCGGCGUGCUGAGGCCUCACACUUUCAACCAGUGCUUCACCUUCUUCCUCACGUGCCCUUCUAGGACCCCUGCCCAGUUCACCCCCUUCUUUCACAGCACUUGUGGGCCCGAGUGGUUCAAGAAGUCAGUAGACCCCGCCUCACGGGAGCUUCCGUGGAAGGAAAUGAACGAAAUCUGGGGCUCCUAUCUCCUCCCACGCCACCUCCGUUGCCUCGGGCCAGCCUCCGCUUAUUCUCCAAACCAGUUUGCCCGACAGUUUGGAUUGACACAGGCGGUCCCCCUCCCGUUGUGCCACGCCCCCGAAUCAACUUAUGAUUUGCUGAGGAGGAAGUUCUGCUUGGUUUCUUUUAAAACCGAACCCAGAUCUACCUGCUUCUUUGAUUUCUGGUGGUCCGCUUACAUACGGCGGCGGAGCACCAAUAGGACAACUGGUACUAGCGUGGCGCCGCCGCCAGCAAUAGUUACUCUCACUUCACAUGCAAUGAGAGCAAGGUACGAACAGUCUGCUGCUGCCAGCAACAAGAAAAUGAAGCGUCAAGGGAAAUCUGUUCCCUCACAAGCUGAGAUUCUUAAAAAACGAAACAUCUCACAUAACAAGCCAGCAGUCAAGUCGAAGGGGAAAACACCAACUCAUCUUUCAGCAGCAGCAGCAGCACAUAGAGAAGGGUCACCCCUGCCGCCGCCUCUAUCAGGGACAAAUUAUACUACUCCUGUCAAAUCUGUUCCCACAUGCUCUACCAAGCCUUCACAAACUGAAAUGGACAAGGUCACAAAUAUGCCUGUUUUGGGCGAUGAUGCAACCUCUAUCACCUCAUCCUUCACUUCCGAAGAUGAAGAAGUGGCCGUAAUGCCUGAGCAACCAUUAACCAAUAGUAGUGGCGGGAAAGUGAUACCCGACGAAACCAUACAAGUUGACGACGUGGACGACUUUUUUGCACGCGUGGAAGCCCAACUAAGGAAAGCCCAAUCUCUCAGCUCUGCAGCAUGCCAUUCUCCAUCCGUAGCAGCAAAUGAUGAACCUCCUUCUGCAGCCGCACUUGCAAGAGCCAGAGAUGAUAUAUGUAGACUUGUAUCGAUCCCUUUCCAGGAUGUUGUUCUUGUGCCUGAAAACUACUCUGCUCUCAAUGCUGCACUCUCUGUAUACGCCGCCGCUGAUCGCUGCUCUAUUGGAGAUGAUAAUGACACUUUGAAGAAACUCCAGACAACCCUUCCGGACCUGUGCUCCACUCUUCGUCGGGGAAAGAAGGAUCAGGCGGAGUUCUUCGCAGAAGCUGAAAAGAAAGCGCUUCUUAUCGAGGAGCUAAAGAAGGCCCAGGAGCUAUACUUCAACCUGAAGGAUCGCCAGGAUAAAAUCCUUUCUGCCAUGGAUUCUAUUAAGAACCAAAUGAAGGAACUGAAGAGGAGCUGGAAGGAGGCCAAGAUGAAAACCAAAGCAGUUCAAGUCCAGAAACUGAGUUUGGGAAAAGAUUGUUUCGCUAAGUGUUCCGCUUUAGAUGUAAUGGAAGCUGAGUUGCGCGUCAUGGAGCAGAAGAAAGAAAUGGCGGAUUCAGAUAUUGCACGAGCGGAGGCUUGUUGGACUGACUUUAAGCACAAACUUAUGAAGUGCCUACUUUGAUCAGCUUCUUCUAUAUAUAUAUAUAUAUAUACUAAUAUACACGCCCUUAAUAGCUAGCUAGAUGCUCAAUUUUCAAGGUGUAACUCACGCAUGAGUUGCAUGACAUGUAUACCCAAUUAAGUACCUAGCUAGCUUAGCAUGCUAAAUUUGUACCGAUAGUAUAUAUUAAGCUAUUUAACUCUCAAUCUUGGCUUCCAAGAAAGAUGCAGGCAGCAUGCAGGUAAACACUGUCUUUUGCUGUGCGCGUAUAAAAUGGCAGACUGGUAG